Molecule: messenger RNA, 1560 nt
Organism: Nannospalax galili (Upper Galilee mountains blind mole rat)
Lineage: Eukaryota; Metazoa; Chordata; Mammalia; Rodentia; Spalacidae
Gene: Il1r2
Product: interleukin 1 receptor type 2
Exons: 10
Coding region: 116-1549 (477 amino acids)
Molecular function (GO): interleukin-1 binding; interleukin-1, type II, blocking receptor activity
Source: RefSeq, a predicted model, not a curated record
GGACGCUGAGCUGCCACUGAAGGUGAAAGUCUGGCCUGGCAGUCUUCCCCAGGCAAGAAGCUGUAAGGUGCAGGAAUGCAGAGCUGCAGACUGAAUGGUAACCAUAUAGAAGACUAUGAAGGACGGGAGAUAUGAACGUGGACAGCUGGAAAAUACAACCUACUGCUCUGCAGAAGUAGCCAUGCUCAUGCAUACAGAGAAAGCGUGUCAGAGGAAGGCUUCUGCUCUGCUGCUGUUACAAGGGGUUGGAUCUCAGAUUGCCACUUUCUGUGCCCUGUGGAAGAUGGUGGGAAAAAUGCUUCUCUCAUGUGUAUUGAUAACUGGGGUCUCUUCAUUCACCAUGCCACCAGAGGAGCACACAGGAGGAGAUUUUCCCUUCACCUCUCCACCAGAGGCGCACACAGUGCCUGGAGACAACUGUCGAUUUCGUGGCAGAGAGCACAAAUCAGAAUACAGGCUGGAAGGGGAGCCUGUGGUUCUGAGAUGCCCCCUCGCAUGGCCUCAUUUAAAGGCCUCUGCCAUCUCCCAUACUCUCCUGACCUGGCGUAAAACUGAUUCUCCUCAACUGAUCCCAGGAGACGAGCCAAGGAUGUGGGUGCAGGAUGACACCCUUUGGGUUCUGCCUGCUAUGAGGCAGGACUCUGGUAUUUACAUCUGCACCCUCAGAAAUGCAUCUCACUGUGAGGAAAUGUCCAUCGAACUCAGGGUUUUUGAGGGCACAGAUGCUUCCCUGCCACUCAUCUCAUACCUACAAAUUUCAACCGUGUCAGUCACCGGGUUAUUAGUAUGUCCUGACCUGAAGGAAUUCAUCCCCAGCAAAAGUGAUGCGAAGAUACAGUGGUAUAAGGGCUCUGUCUUUCUGGAUAAAGACAAUGAGAAAUUUCUAAGUGUGGGGGACCCCACACACUUACUCAUAUCCAACACAUCCACUGAAGAUGCGGGCUAUUACAGAUGUGUUGCUACAUUCACCCACAAGGGCAAGAAAUUCAACAUCACUAGGAAUAUUGAACUCCGUGUCAAAGAAACAACCAUGGAAUCCAUUCCUGUGAUUAUUUCUCCCCUAGAGACGAUACCAGCAUCUCUGGGGUCAAGACUGAUAGUCCCGUGUAAGGUGUUUCUGGGAACUGGCACACCCUCAAACACCAUUGUGUGGUGGAUGGCUAACAGCACUUUUAUCUCAUCUGCCUACCCAGAAGGCCGUGUGACUGAAGGGCUACACCACCAAUAUUUAGAAAAUGAGGAAAAUUAUGUUGAAGUGUCACUGAUUUUUGAUCCAGUCACAAGGGAAGAUCUGAACACAGAUUUUAAAUGUGUUGCUACAAAUCCACGGAGUUUUCAGUCACUUCAUACCACAGUCAAAGAAGUCUCUUCCACAUUCUCCUGGGGCAUCGCACUAGCCCCCCUGUCUCUGGUCUUCCUGGUUUUAGGGGGAAUAUGGAUGCACAGACGAUGUCAAUACAGAAUUGGAAAAACAUAUGGUCUGACCAAGCUACCAACUGACCACCAGGACUUUCCAGCCCACCCAAGUCAAAUAAAGGAAAUGAAAUAACGUGAACCUAA